This is a messenger RNA of Hordeum vulgare subsp. vulgare (domesticated barley), 1544 nucleotides long. RefSeq names its product SUPPRESSOR OF GAMMA RESPONSE 1-like. Gene Ontology annotation, biological process: regulation of DNA-templated transcription. Lineage: Eukaryota; Viridiplantae; Streptophyta; Magnoliopsida; Poales; Poaceae. The transcript has 7 exons. Bases 86 to 1291 code for a protein of 401 amino acids. Gene Ontology annotation, cellular component: nucleus. The record is from RefSeq and is a predicted model, not a curated record. Gene Ontology annotation, molecular function: DNA-binding transcription factor activity; transcription cis-regulatory region binding.
CACUGUUCUCGCUCCCCGUUCCGCUCUCAAGUUUCUCACCGCCACCCCUCCAAGCCUCCCGUCGCGGCGCAGCCGGGCGCCCGCCAUGGCAUCGGCAGCGUUUAAGGGGAGCGUCAUAGAUUCCACUGCUUCUCGCUGCAAACUAUUCAUCAGGUCAUUGAUCACCAUAAUUGCUGCGGUUAUAAAGAACCCAACUCAUCCCCCACCUAGCCAGAUUGAGUGCCCAAACUGCAAAUACCACAUUGAUGUUUUAUCACAAUGGCCAGGACUCCCUGCUGGUGUUAAGUUUGAUCCAACUGAUCUCGAACUGCUUGAACAUUUAGAAGGAAAGGUUGGCAGGGCAGCGUCCCACGAACAUAUUGAUGAUUUUAUUACAACAAUAGAAGAGGCUGAAGGAAUCUGCUACACACAUCCGGAAAAUCUCCCGGGUAUCAAGGUGGACGGGAGCAACAAUCAUUUCUUCAACAAAAUAUCGAAUGCGUUCGAUGUUGGUAAGCGCAAGCGUCGCAAGAUUAGCAACAGUGAUCACACUGUUUGUGAUGGGCAUUUCAGAUGGCACAAAACUGGGAAAUCCAAAAGUAUCUUAGAUAAUAAUGGUGUCAUAAAAGGGUGGAAGAAAAUACUGGUUCUUCACAUGGGUUCUAAGAAAGGAGGUGACGAGGAUGAAAUAUUUAACUGGAGGAUGCAUCAAUAUCACCUUGGGGUAGAUCAAGAUGAAAAUCACGGGGAGCUCGUUGCUUCCAAAGUCUUUCGUCAGUCAAAGAAAGCUGGGCAGUCUGUAAUGUGCACUGUUAAUGAAGAAUCCGAUUCAUUUGCUGGGGAAAUCGAUCCUACAACCCCAAUAACAUAUCCUCCGCAGCCUCGUCCCCCAAACAGUAGCCCAUCCAGAACCAAGCAGAAUCAGGAGGAGGACGCAGCCCUGUAUGGCCCGGAUGAACGCCCGUCACGCGGCGCAACCCCGGAGGCUGCGUACCCCGAGAUGCAGUCUCCACCUCUUGACGCGGACGCUUUCCAGGGGUUGCCCGACCCCGGAACGCCUCCGGGUUUCUCCCUUAUGGCCUCUUGGCUCGGUGGAUCCUCAUCGCUUGCCGUGGAAGUCGCACCGCUGUCUGGCCUGGAUGAACGCCUGUCACGCGGCGGAACCCCGGACGCCGCCUACCCUGAGGCUGAGGGGCAACCUCUGCCUCUCGACGCGGAGGCGAUCCAGGAGUUCACCGAUCCUGGAACGCCUCCGGAUAGCUUCCUCGGCAUGCAGUUGGGGUCGCAGGGCAUAGGCUGGCCAGCGUGUUAACAGAGGAUGAGGGGUUUUGAAGCAGCGGCACAACGAGAGGAGGCUGGUUUUUCUCGUGAUGUAGUAUGUUGUACUUAUAUCUGUGCAUGAAUGAUGGAUAUCGCCCAGAUAAUUUUGCAUAUUAUCCUGGAGGUUGCGUAUGAUUGUAGCUCGGCUAUGUUUACUGCUUGUAGUAGUAGCAGACAAUUUUUUCUCAAAUGUAGGAGUAUCGCACCCAAUUGCAUAGCCAUGAAACUGAUAAACAACAGUUGGU